AUGCUUCUCACAUCCGGACAAGUCUCAGUUGCAAUAUCUUCUUUUAUUGUGUUUUUCUUCACUACAGCCCUCUUCCUCUCCGGCUAUGUCCUCCAGCAGCAAACGGUGCGCGAUCUGAGAGAAGCUAUUAAACCCCAAUUUCAGGCAAAAUUGGUAGGGCUGGAGGUUUCAAAUAACUUGAAUAUAAAUGCCGAUAGGAGUGGAAGGAAAGGUCAAGUGGAAGUUUUCCUGCCAAAACAGUUUGAGCUCGAAAAGGAGCGAGAAGAUGAUGUGAAAGUGGGGAUUAAAAGAGACAUGGAAGCCGAAUGUGAUGGGGUGAUCGGAGAAAGGAAGGAAGUCAAAAAGACGAGGAGUAGGAAAACUAAAGACUGGGGUGGCAUUGAAGAGAGGCUCAUUGAGCCACAGAAGAAAUAUGGAAUUGAGCAGGAGGAAGGUCCUGGGUCGAUAAAUCAUGCGGGAAGCAUUGGAAAGGAAGAAAGAGAAAUCACAGUUCCGGAGAAGCCUUUAAGUCGUGCAGAGAGGAGGAGAAAGAUCAAAGAAGACCUCUUAACAUCUGGAGAAGGGGAAACUUUCACUGGGUAUCGGAGGCGUGUUCCGAGAGUCUGA
Messenger RNA from Sclerotinia sclerotiorum 1980 UF-70, 606 nucleotides. RefSeq lists its product with no specific name. NCBI's taxonomy places the organism in Eukaryota, Fungi, Ascomycota, Leotiomycetes, Helotiales, Sclerotiniaceae. The record is from RefSeq and is a predicted model, not a curated record. Bases 1 to 606 code for a protein of 201 amino acids. The transcript is spliced from 2 exons.